Phlebotomus argentipes is the source of this 1016-nucleotide messenger RNA. Its product is annotated as COMM domain-containing protein 2. The transcript has 4 exons. Lineage: Eukaryota; Metazoa; Arthropoda; Insecta; Diptera; Psychodidae. The record is from RefSeq and is a predicted model, not a curated record. The coding region runs from base 54 to 719 and encodes 221 amino acids.
GCGAAUUGAGCAAACUGAGCAAGUUUGUUGUGAAAACCAAAAUAAAGUGGAAAAUGGCAUUUUUCAUCAGGAACUCCCAAAAGGAUCGCCUCCACUUCCUCUCCAGGCAGUCUUCGGAUGUUCUGGUGGAGUUUUGCAAAUUGGGACUUGAGUAUCUGAGUAGUGGACCAAAUGAGAAGAAAUACGCCAAUGCAGCUCGAAAAUUGUCUACGACGCCGGAGGAUGGAGAAAUACAGCCAGAGAGUCUUGUGGAGUGUCUGGUGUCAUUUCUGAUCAACUGUGUGGCGUUUAAUGUGUCUGAAGGGGAUUUUGAGGAGCUUGAGAGACUGAACUUCACUCCUGAACAGGUGGCAAUUCUCUGGCAGUUUGUCACCAACAAGAAGCAGUAUGUGAGGAGUCUUUUGCGCAGUCGACGCAGUCAAGAGUACAGAUUCCGCGAUCUGGAGUGGCGUCUGGAAGCCAGAGUGGCCAGCAGAUCUGAUCUGUCUCAGGCCACGCCACUGAUCACGAUGAAAUUCCACCUGGAUCACGAGACAAUUGACGAGCACAAGGAGAAUCUGCUGGAGAAUCCAACAGAAUCAUCAAGUCGCAAGCAAGUUGUCAUGAGCACAGAUCCGUGCAAUCUCACUCACAUGAUUUCCACUCUCGAAUCUGCGCUUCAGCAGUCAAAGACACAUCGGACGAGGAACUUCGUGAAGGUUUUCCAGCAGCAAUCGUGAUUAAGCGCGUCAGGGAAAGUCUCUCGCCUGAUGGACAUCUGGCCAUUGUCUGCCCUCGUGGAGUGUGAUGAGAAUCUCCCCCAAGCAACAUCCACUAACGAACUUCAUCCUGUCCGAGGGCGGAAUCAUUCCUGAAGUCAAUUUCGAUGGUUUUCCACUGAUUGAAUUAUUACUUUGUUGUUCUGUGCAGAUUUUAUACAUUCUGUUCCUUGUUGAAUAAAUCAUUCUCCAGGUGAAUAAAGAGAUAUCUACAGAAGAAUUGAUAUAAUUUGGUGGCAAAGAGAGAGAUAAAGAUCA